Myripristis murdjan (pinecone soldierfish) is the source of this 1316-nucleotide messenger RNA. It is a transcript of the gene dhrs12lb, whose product is annotated as dehydrogenase/reductase (SDR family) member 12-like b. Bases 28 to 1032 code for a protein of 334 amino acids. The record is from RefSeq and is a predicted model, not a curated record. The transcript is spliced from 10 exons. Lineage: Eukaryota; Metazoa; Chordata; Actinopteri; Holocentriformes; Holocentridae.
UGGGGAGUUCACUUAUGAUGAGAGGCCAUGUCUCUGUACCGCAACAUCAUCUGGUUUUUGAAAGGAAUCCACGAAUAUACAAGGAGUGGAUAUGAGGCUGCAUCUCAAAACUUUAAUGCCCAGGACCUCAGCGUGUCUGUGGUGGGACGGUCCUUCUUGAUCACAGGAGCCAACAGUGGCAUUGGCAAAGCAACUGCCAUGGCCAUAGCAAAGAAAGGUGGCACAGUCCACAUGGUGUGUAGGAAUAAAGAUAAAGCUGAGGAGGCCAGGGCAGACAUUGUCAGGGAAUCUGGGAACACAGAGAUACACGUUCACAUUCUUGAUAUGUCAGAGACACGCAAGGUAUGGGAAUUUGCGGAGGCCUUCAAGAGGGAGCAUUUCUCCUUGAAUGUGCUGAUAAACAAUGCAGGAUGUAUGGUGAAUACGAGAGAGGAGAAUUCUGAGGGACUGGAGAAGAACUUUGCCACUAACACUCUGGGAACGUACAUCCUCACCCAGAAUCUUAUACCACUUCUGCAAAAGAGCCGGGAUCCAAGGGUGAUCACUGUAUCGUCAGGCGGCAUGCUGGUGCAGAAACUGCAAGUUGACAACCUCCAGUCAGAGAGGGGCCACUUCGACAGCACCAUGGUUUAUGCCCAGAACAAGAGACAGCAGGUGGUGCUGACAGAGCAGUGGGCCAAAGCCUUCCCUGUCAUUCACUUCUCUGUGAUGCACCCAGGCUGGGCUGAUACACCAGCUGUUUCUACAGCAAUGCCUCAGUUCCACCAGAUGAUGGGGGACCGGCUGCGUAGUGCAGAGCAAGGGGCGGACACUGUGGUGUGGCUGGCUCUGUCCAAGGCUGCUGCCAGACAGCCCAGUGGCCUGUUCUUUCAAGAUCGUAAGCCUGUCCCGGCCCACCUGCCUCUGGCCUGGACCCACAGUUCUACUGAAGAGAUUCAACGUUUCAUGGCCUGUCUGGAGACCCUGGCCAAAGCUGCCCAGUCUCGACCCGAUACACAGCCUAAUGGCUCCCUGGUCUCUCCCAGAGCCUGAGUGCAGCCUGAACACCCUUACAUCACAUCCACAUAUUUAAGUAUUAAUCAUGAUGAUCAGGGUGUUUACUGGAAAGGGCAAAAGACACUUUGAGAUCUUAACAAAUGUUACAAAAUCUUUUAAGAUUAUUGUACCUCAAACUAACUCUGUACCUCUAACAUAACACUGUCAUCAGACAUGAUCUGCAGGCGGUGAUGCCUUAUAAUUACACCCUUGUUUACUGCAUUUUUUUGCACUGAAAAUGUCAAAUUUUUGACUCAGCGACUGAAUGAUACCUUUGGAUU